ACAGGAUCGUCUGCGCAUCCUUGUAUAUGGUAGGAAUUCAUAGUAUAGUGUGGUCAUUUUCAACACGUUUUUUUUUAUUGGUCGGUGUAUUUGCGUUUUAAAUUGAAGAUAUUGUAGAUGUAUAAUUAUUUAUUUUUCUGUGUCAGUGUCUAAUCCCAUGUAAACGAGCUGCUCUUAUAAAUAUACAUCGUUGUUUAAGAUUCAGGUCAUAACGUAUAGAUAGCACAAUACGUCUUUAUUUGGUCUCCUAAGUCUGUGCUUUAUAUGCUUUUAAGCGGCACCAGUUUCUAUCGUUAUAUUUAUGUAGAAUAUAUUUUUUGUACAUCGUAGACUGAAAAGAAAAAACGCAGCCAAAGUAAUGUGAUGUCAUAUAACAGCAGCUCUUUAACAUUCGUGAGCUCAUUAGACAGGGGCAGUGUCUAUUCUGUUUCCUGAUAUAUACAGAGCUGCAUCAGUACAGCACACUAUCUAGAGAGUCAUCCGUUUAUCACACAAAUUCUCCAGUUUAAGACGAAAGAAGACCUACUGCGUCAUGUUGAGAAAGAAGAAUGUAGCUGGGACGUCCCAACUUAAACCAGAUGAUCCUCUGAUAAAAAUGGGGGUCCAGGAUGAUGAUGAUGUGAAAACGAUGCUGCAGGGGUCCUCUAUGAUGAAGGUACGUUCUCCACGGUGGAAGAGGAAGCGCAUGCUAAAGCUGAUGAAUGACGGAGUCACUGUCUGGUGUGAAUCAAACAAGGCCACCAACAAAGCCAAAAGUCAGCAGUCCUUCUCUGUGAUGGAAGUGGAGUGUGUGCAGGAGGGUUGUAAGUCUGAGACAUUGAGAAACAUGGCCACCCUGCUUCCAGAAGAGCAAUGUCUUACCAUUGUGUUCAAGGGAGGAAGGAAGAGCUUGGAUCUCCAGUGUGACACAAAAGAGGAAGCCAAGCACUGGGUCCGUGGCAUUCAAACCCUGCAAGGCAGAGUCAAUAACAUGACCCAGAAAGAGAAACUUGACAACUGGAUCUAUGGCUACCUGAAACAAGCUGACAUGAACCAUGAUGGCAAGAUGUCAUAUGAAGAGGUCCAGACCCUUUUCAAGAUGAUCAACAUAGACCUGAGUGAAGAAAAUGCUGCCAGCCUCUUUAAGAGGUGUGAUAAAUCAGCAGACGGACGACUUGAACAUGAGGAGAUUGAACUUUUUUGCCGUGAGUUACUACGUCGGCCUGAGCUAGAUGCAGUGUUUCAGCAGUACUCUGCUAAUGGUUAUGUCCUGUCCACUGUGGAUUUGCGUGAAUUCCUGAAAGACCAGGGCGAAGACCACACGCUUAUACAUGCUGAGAGCCUCAUCCUUACCUAUGAGCUCAAUGAAUGGGCCCAGAAGAACCAGUUUAUGACGCCCAAUGGUUUCACUAUGUACAUGCUGUCUAAGGAGAAUGAUGUGUACAACCCAGAGCAUGGCAGAGUCUACCAGGACAUGAGCCACCCACUCAGUCACUACUUUAUCUCCUCCUCACACAACACCUACCUUACUAAAGACCAGCUCAUCGGCGAGAGCAGUAUUGACUCUUAUAUCAGAGCUCUGAGUCAAGGCUGUCGCUGUGUGGAACUGGACUGCUGGGAUGGGGAGAAUAAUCCAGUUAUUUACCAUGGACACACCCUCACAUCCAAAGUGCCUUUUAGUGAGGUUUUGAAGGUCAUCGCUGAAUAUGCAUUUAGGACUUCUCCAUAUCCUCUUAUUCUGUCUCUGGAGACUCACUGCUGUGUGGAGCAGCAGACUAUCAUGGCCCAGCAGCUGCAUUCAAUUUUGGGGGACAAACUGCUCAACAAACCUCUCAAUGACAAGAUGCUUCAGUGCCUACCAUCACCAGAGGACCUAAAAGGGAAGAUCUUGAUAAAAGGAAAGAAGAUCAAAGUGGAGCAGGACAGCUCCAGCUCUGACUCAAGCUCCUCAGAUGAUGAAUCUAAAACUGAAAGAAAACCUAAAGCACAGAAGAGGGAUUGCAAAUUGAGUCCAGAGCUGUCUGAUCUGGUGGUGUACACCCACAGUGUUGCUUUCAAACAGUUUGACCCAUGUGCCAAGAAACCUCCCAAUGAAAUAUCCUCGUUUUCUGAGAGUGAUGCGUUGAAACUAAUCAAAGAAUCAGGGAAGUUGUUUGUACGUCACAACAGCAUGCAGUUGAGCAGGAUCUACCCAUCUGGUCAGCGUGUGCAAUCCUCCAACUACAACCCUCAAGACAUGUGGAAUGCUGGUUGUCAGAUGGUGGCAUUGAACUUCCAAACCCAAUGUGAAGAGAUGGAUCUAAACAGAGGCCGUUUUUUACCAAAUGGCUGCUGUGGCUACUUGCUAAAACCGAGCUUUAUGUGCCAGCCUGAUUCAGAGUUUAACCCAGAAAACACUGGGGGAGGCCCUGGCCACAAUCCAACUCUGCUUACUAUCAAGGUAUACUGUAGCACUAAACAGAGAGGUCUUUAUUAAAACAAAACCUCACAACGCUCAAUGAUGUCACAGUGUUACACAUUUGACUUCACAUUUGACAUGUAUUACACAUAUACUUAACCCUAAAAAGGGUGACCUAUCCUGGGGGCACAAACAUUUGAGAGGCUGUGGAGUGAGUGUAGUUCUCAUUUCUUGGGUUCAAGAUUUUUUUCAAAAUCUGUAUCUGGGGUGGUGUUGGAGCAGUGUAUAAGACACAUGCUUUGGUGUGAGAGACCUAAGUUCGAAUCCACUGUGCGACACCAAUGUGUCUUUGAGCAAGACACUUAACCCCUAGUUGCUCCAGAGGCAUGUAACCUUUUGACAGUUGUAAGUCACUUUGGAUAAACGUGUCAGCUAAAUGAAUAAAUGUAAUUGUAAAUGUAUCCCCCAUGAUAUGUCACCCUAUGGUGGUAUAAAUUAACUGAAAAAA
Carassius gibelio (silver crucian carp) is the source of this 2885-nucleotide messenger RNA. RefSeq names its product phospholipase C, delta 3b (gene plcd3b). Gene Ontology annotation, molecular function: phosphatidylinositol-4,5-bisphosphate phospholipase C activity; calcium ion binding. Gene Ontology annotation, biological process: lipid metabolic process; intracellular signal transduction. The record is from RefSeq and is a predicted model, not a curated record. NCBI's taxonomy places the organism in Eukaryota, Metazoa, Chordata, Actinopteri, Cypriniformes, Cyprinidae. The coding region runs from base 533 to 2455 and encodes 640 amino acids. The transcript has 12 exons.